Molecule: messenger RNA, 1335 nt
Organism: Ectocarpus sp. CCAP 1310/34
Lineage: Eukaryota; Phaeophyceae; Ectocarpales; Ectocarpaceae
Source: the annotation of a GenBank genome assembly
AAGAGGGCGGGCAGCCGACUGCUGUCUCUGUUCCAGCUCGGCACAUUCACAGCAUCCCAUACUGCUGAGCCUGUUGAAAAUUCUCGUUGCGUCAUGAAAUUCACCAUGGCGUUGACGCUGUUGGCGUUCGGGAACGCGCAGGCAUUUUUCGUGUUUGCGCCGUUGAGUUGGAGGACCGCUGCUACGGCUGUCAUGGGCACGUCGAGCGUGUGCCGAGCUGAAGAUUGGGCUGGGUUCGCACGGCGACGCUCCGCUGGCUUGUGUAUGGCCACGAGUUCGGAGCUGGACCAGAGCGCAGAGUACGUGAAGGCGGAGCUAGCCAGGGUCCAAGAGGAGUACGAGGCCAACCGAAAAGCUAAGAUGAAGGAGCAGACGCGACAGGCGGCGGCGAGAGGGGAUGCCGCCGUGACCCCCCUCGCUGACCUGGAGUUCCAUUCCUUCCUGGACAAGGACGGGAAGGUGGCCUCGAUAGACACGAAGGGCGUCAAGGCUAGCGUCUACGCAGUCUACGACGAGUCCAAGACACUGCGUUACAUCGGAGUGUCGCGCGGGAUUCAGCAGAGCCUCCGCUUGAGUCUGGCCCGCCGUCCGAAGGACACGUACUACUUCAAGGUGCAAAACAUCGCGCGACCCAGCCGAUCUCUGCUGGAAAUCAUCAAAGAGUCUUGGAUAGAGGAGAACGGCUCUACGCCCGACGGCAACGCUGACGAAGCCAGUCAGGCGGUGUGGGAACACGCCAUCAACGUGGUCCCGAUGUUCACCGAGGAGGACCUGGCCGUCGUGGCAGAGUGGAAGGAAAAGGGGAAGGAAGACCGGGGACUCAAGAAAAUCGCGGGCCGGUUCGAGAACGAAAUUUUGGAGAUCUUGGAGGAGCGGGGGUUGAAGGAGAGCAUCCGGUUCGACCCCAAGCUCAAGGGAAGGGGGCUGCUAGAUGUCAAGAUGCCCAAGCCGGACAGCAGUGUGCCCAAGUAAUCAAAUACUCCAAGUAGCAUUCCGGAAGUAUGUCGCUGCUGUUUUGGUUGUGAACCGACAGUUUUGAUACUGUUGGAAGAAUGGUGUCGAACUUCCUUUGUGGGGCGUCUUAACGGUAGGUCUAUUCUGCUGGCGGUGCACUCGAGCUCGGCAAACGGCGUGGAGAUCACUUGGAACAACGUUGGAUAGUGUUGUUUUACCUGGUACUGUGGGAUUGUAGUUUACAAAUUUUGUUUCCGUUCUGCACGUUUCCUUUGAACUCCUUUUCUAGAACGUGACUGACCGUGGUUCGAUUGUUCAAACCAUAACACAGCCGUGCAGCCGAUGGCUGUUUCUUCCAAGACAAAAUACGAUCGUCUAAAG